AUGACUCAAUCGUAUCCGUCAGUGCAAUCAUUCUACAUGAGGGAGACUCCCACGGAAGGCAAUGCAAGUGCAAAUCCCUCACCUUCAAGUCGAGCCGAUGGCUUCACCGAAGAGGAAUUGGCCGAUGCAUUCGACCCAUUGAACAGAAAAUGGAAUCCAGAACGCGAAUACGAAGAAACCACUAUUGAUAACCUCAUCCCAGGCCCAAGAGCAGUUACAUUUGUGGGCAGAGUCGUUAACUUCAGCACCAUCCUCGGCAAUAGCCAAAAGCAACCCCAAGCUACCGGCUGGCAUUAUCUUGUCAUCAAAGAUGAUACUGCAGCUAUUUCGAUCAAGUUGUAUUUCGCCCGCCAGCAAUACCCUCUUAAGCUGGGCCAGCUUCUUUCCAUCUGGACAUGCUUCAUCUCGGAUAUAUCAAAAGCGGAAGGGUCAGCAAUCAUUGGUGUGCGCGUUUACGCAAAUUUGUUUCCAGGACGUGUCAAUUCGGACCAUGUCAUGAUACCCACGAGCAGCAACACCGACGGCAUCUGCCACGUCCCACCCGAAUGCCGCAAAGCACAGCCGCUCCCUGGGCUUAUGACGCUUGCUAGCUACCUCGGUGGUGGGUAUGAUGGUGUCGAUGGUGCAAAGAUACUCGUGUGCGUCAAGAGCAUUGGGGGCAGGAGGAAAAUCACAAAGAAGAAGGGAGGAGAAAGCGAGUUGACUGAUAUCCAACUUUUUGAUCACACUGGGGAAGUACGGUUGACGGUUUGGAAUGAGAUGAUUGAUUCGGCAAGGGAUUGGCAGCCUGGAAAGACCAUCCUGAUGAUUUCCAAUCCCGGAUACAAGGUGGGAUAUUCUAAGGGAAGCGUAGGUAUCACCUGGGGAACAAUGAUAGAUGUUGGGCCUGAAUUUUCGGAUGCUGAGUGGCUGAGAAAGUAUGCUGUGGGGUUGACGAAGAAAGAAAGUUUGUGCAUGGAGUUUCCUGAGGACCUGUGGGAUGUUGAAGCUACAGAGUAUGGUGUUAACAGGAUGUUUUUCACGCUUGCUGAGCUUGAUAGGUGGGUACGCUCAGAUGGCCAUCAUGUCUUCACCGGCUUUAUAAACGUCACAGUUAUCGAAAUGUCUCUCGUCUCCCUACAAUGCCGCAACAUGCUCAGCUGUGGCGUACCAAUCUAUGCCAAUGCCCUCACAACACCAUGCCGCAACUGUUCUAGCCCCUUGAACCUCCGCCUCAAUCCUAAAAUCAUUGGUACCCUCCUCGACGAAACAGGAUGCAUCGCCCCGGGAAAACUCCUUUGGAGUGAUCGUGCUUGGGAACAACUUUUCAACCGCACUAUUAAAGACAUCACCGAGAUGAGCUCUGAGGAGGCGAGAUGGUACGAGCAGAGGAUUAUGUUUAUGAGAAUGCAUUUGGUGGUUGGCUGGGCGGAGAAUGUGGGGAGGUUAGCUGUGCUGGGGAUUAUGAUGUGA
This is a messenger RNA of Venustampulla echinocandica, 1452 nucleotides long. RefSeq lists its product as uncharacterized. Gene Ontology annotation, biological process: resolution of meiotic recombination intermediates. Gene Ontology annotation, molecular function: single-stranded DNA binding; single-stranded DNA 3'-5' DNA exonuclease activity. The transcript has 4 exons. The record is from RefSeq and is a predicted model, not a curated record. Bases 1 to 1452 code for a protein of 483 amino acids. Lineage: Eukaryota; Fungi; Ascomycota; Leotiomycetes; Helotiales; Pleuroascaceae.